AUGCAUCCUUACCAACUCGAUGGACUCAAAUGGCUUGUCAAUCAACACGAUACGGGCGCAGGUGGUAUUCUUGGAGAUGAGAUGGGGCUCGGAAAGACGUUGCAAGUAAUAUCCUUGCUUGGAUUCCUGAAGACUGUGCGGGGAGAAGAUGGGCCUCAUAUCGUCAUUGCCCCCUUGUCUGUCAUGAAUAAUUGGGUGACAGAAAUCAAGCGAUGGUGCCCCCAACUUCGAGCUGUUCCUUUCCAUGGCCCACAGUCAGAGCGAGAAAGAAUCAAGAGGGAGAAGCUCAUCUACGGCAAAUUCGACGUGAUGUGCACAACAUACGAGAUGCUGGUUGCGGAUACGUACACCUGCCAGAGGUUUCACUGGGGAUACAUCGUCCUCGAUGAAGCUCAUCGAAUCAAGAAUGAAAAGACCCAAAUGGGUCAAGCAGUGCGGAGGUUACGUUCCUCUCACAGACUACUGAUCACUGGAACUCCUUUGCAAAAUAACAUGCACGAACUGUGGUCCCUCCUCAACUUCUUGUACCCAGAAGUGCUAUCGAAUGCGGAUACUUUUGACAAGGAAUGGAAAUCGAAUUCCAAACCGGAGGAGAAUUCUUCUCCGCUCAAUGAAAAGUUGUUGUCAGCAGCACACGCGCUGUUGGGGCCGCUCAUGUUACGGCGGCUCAAAAGCGAUGUCUUGUCAUCUAUGCAGAUCCCACCAAAGACUGAAAUCAAAAUUCUAGUUCCUCUCACAGAAAUGCAACGAUUCUGGUACUCCAAGAUGCUUACUGGAGAAUGCGCAAGUCUUGCAGGCAGUGGGCAAACGGACGCGUACAAGCGAUUGAACUCACUAGUCAUGCAGCUCAGAAAGGUGUGUAACCAUCCCUACCUGUUUGAAGAGGCGGACGUGAACAGCGGAUGGACCGACGAGGCUAUCGUGCAGGCUUCUGGGAAAAUGAUAGUGCUGGACAAACUUUUAACGAAGUUGCAGAAAGAGGGAAGAAAGGUUUUAGUCUUCUCUCAAUUCACCUCAAUGCUGGAUGUGUUGGGAGAUUUCAUGCACUUUCGAAGAUACAAAUUUCUUCGACUGGACGGAUCGACCUCCGUGGCCCGUAGGCGAUACGAGAUAGCUUGCUUCCAAAACCCGAAGUCUGACUACUUUGUCUACCUCAUCUCAACGAGGGCAGGAGGCCUGGGGAUCAACUUAACUGCAGCUGACACAGUCGUACUCUACGACUCCGACUGGAACCCAUCCAUUGACUCUCAGGCUCAAGAUCGUGCUCAUCGCUUCGGGCAGAAGAAACCCGUCUCGGUCUAUAGGUUGAUCUCAAGACACACCGUUGAGCAGAGAAUCCUACAGGUCGCAGAGAACAAAAGUUGUAUGAACGCGAUGGUCAUGCAGGAUGGCGGGCCUGAAAUGGAGGGAGUGUCGGGCCCAAAAGGAAUGUCCAUGGCAGAGAUCGUCAAGAUGAUUGAGUAUGGGAUGCGCUGCAUCGUAUCUGGCGACAAUUCGAAGGACGUGGACGAGUUGAGAGCAGCAUCCUUCGAUGAGAUCGUUGAUCGAGCCAAGGCUGACCUAGAGAAAGAGCGCGCAGAAUUUGAGGUAAUUGAAUGCUGCCGUUAG
Messenger RNA from Guillardia theta CCMP2712, 1608 nucleotides. RefSeq lists its product as hypothetical. Bases 1 to 1608 code for a protein of 535 amino acids. Gene Ontology annotation, cellular component: nucleus. Gene Ontology annotation, molecular function: DNA binding; ATP binding; ATP-dependent chromatin remodeler activity. The transcript is spliced from 3 exons. Lineage: Eukaryota; Cryptophyceae; Pyrenomonadales; Geminigeraceae. Gene Ontology annotation, biological process: positive regulation of transcription by RNA polymerase II. The record is from RefSeq and is a predicted model, not a curated record.